Molecule: messenger RNA, 9806 nt
Organism: Lethenteron reissneri (Far Eastern brook lamprey)
Lineage: Eukaryota; Metazoa; Chordata; Hyperoartia; Petromyzontiformes; Petromyzontidae
Product: zinc finger protein 124-like
Biological process (GO): regulation of transcription by RNA polymerase II
Molecular function (GO): DNA-binding transcription factor activity, RNA polymerase II-specific; RNA polymerase II cis-regulatory region sequence-specific DNA binding
Source: RefSeq, a predicted model, not a curated record
GCCUACUUGUUAAACUUGCUCUGUGGGCUUUACCUGAUAAAAUAAAUAAAAAGUUUAGUUUUUUACUACACGUCAAGCCGUUUUGCCCCGGCCAGUCUCUUGUAUUGACACAUUCUCAAGCCCAAAGCAGAGGAUGACUUCAGUUGCUUGAGCAGUUGACUUAAUACGUCACGGCUUUCAUUGACCGUCAUAAUUGAGACUUGGCGCACACUGCUUCCACACUUGCAUAUGAUGGCAGCAAUGUGUUCGGGAGCUAAAUGCCCAAUGUCCCGCGGACUGCUAGCCAUGAAGAGAGGGCUUUAGGAGAGAGUUUGUGCAGUUUUGAUGGAGCUCAGACUAAAGUGGUUUAUAAGUGGUCUAGAAUACAAGCUUUAUGUGCGCACAUGCAACAAUCAGGUAUGUAUGUUGAACGUAUGUAGCCAACCCUGCUCAUCGGAGAUAAAUAGCACAAAGCAGCAAAUCCAAGUGAAUUUCUUAAAGGUCGUGUGGUGGAAUGUGUAAAAACACACUUGUAUUUUUGUGUGGAGGGAAAGAUGCACGUGAACGAGGCGAAAGGUCUGCAUAUUUAUUGUUACCGAUAUUCACAUGUAUGUUGAGCUUCUUUCGCACCAUAUGUAACCAAACGCGCUAACCGUAGGUGUGGGGCAAGGGCAACAAACUAAAUACGAAAAGCAGUUCACCCAGAACGAAGUGAGCACACAUUUUGCGAAGUACCAACGGUGCACGUUCGAACCAGAUCAACUGUGAACCAUAAUAGCACGCCACGCACGCCAACGCUCGCCAACGCUCGCCUCUAUCCGCAGCUGAACCGAUGGCCUCUGCGCUGGCCGUGGACUCGAGCGUGGACUUCUCGGCGUGGCUGAAGGCGCAGGGCGUGAACGCCGAGGUGGCCCGGGCCAUGGACUCGGAGCUCGGCAUCCGCGACUACGGAGUCCUGCGCGCCUGCGUGGGCGACGGCCACGUCCGUGCCGAGCUCCUGGCCGCGGCGCGCGACCGCCUGCCCUUCGGCUUCUACGCCGUGCUGCGCCAGGUCGUGCGCUCGCUGCACCUGGCGGAGGCCGAGAGGCCACGAUCGGACACGGCCGCCCUCCGGGACGCGGCGCUGGGUGGCCUGCUGGACGUACUGGUGGUGCUGUUCAGCGGCCUCAGCCGCGAGCUGCUGCUCUCCGUGCAGAAGCUGGGGGAGAUGGACGUCGAGGGAUUUGCCGACGCGGUGCCCAGCACGACCAGGACCAUCAGUGUGGAGGACAAGACUGCGGAGUACGACCGCCUCUCCACAAAUAUGAACGAAUAUUCAAGCCAUGUAGAAGACUCGGGCUCGGCAAACGAAGGCACAGGGAGCGACCGGCCGGGCUGGGAAGAGAUGGGCGCUCCAGCGUUCUGCGCCGAGGAACAAGACACCUUCGUCAAGCAGGAGGGCAACGAGGCUGCGAGGGACAUGUGGCAAGACGUUGGAGAGAAUCACGGCAAGGAUUGCGCAGCGGAGGCCUCGGAGAGGCCGCACACGUGCGAAGUGUGCGGCAAGGGGUUCGUGUGCAUCUCCUACCUGAAGCGGCAUCAGAUGACGCACACGGGCGAGAGGCCGCACGUGUGUGACGACUGCGGCAAGGGUUUCUCACAGAUCUCGCAUCUCAAGAGGCACCAGAGGACUCACACGGGAGAAAAGCCCUACCUCUGCAAGGAGUGCGGCAAGGGUUUCUCACGGAGGCACAAUCUGAACAAGCAUCAGCAGGCGCACGUCGGCCAUUGCCCGUACGUGUGCUAGGGGGGGAGGCGGGGGGGGGUGCAGGGCGGCGGAGUUCAUCGGAGAAGCGCGGGGAGAGAGAGAUGGAUUCCGCGUCGCGCGUUCCAAGCGUCCGGUACGGAUCGUUGCGCGAGCGCGGAAAAAAACAUGUUCUCUGAUGGCUUUUACGCAACGCAAGGGCUGCGAAAGAAAACACAAUGGAACUGGAAAACUCACAAAGUGCUGUUAAUGUACACGCCACGGGGAAACCCGGGGGGGAGACGUGAUGGACCAUGGCACCUCCGGAACCUGUGACCUCACAAAUGGCUUCAUUUCUCACUUGUACAUCGCGGUUUAAUAUUAAAUACGUUUUAUUUUUUUUUAUAAUGCAAUUUUUCAAUACACUGUCGCCGUCCACCGGUCUUAUUAUAUAUUGGCAAAUCCCACAGGGGCAUGGAAUGUGUGCAGAGAAGGCUCUUUGGGGGCAGGUGCAGGGUUGGCGAGUUGCCACCAAUCGGUGGGAAAGUUAAAAGUGUGAGGGAGCACAAGUUUCAGUUUCUCUCUUGCCUCCGUCUCUCCUACGCUCCGGGUCGCAUUAUGGCACCGAAUUGAGCCCUCAGAUGCUGCCAAUGAGGCCUGGAGCUUAAACACCUUGACCCCCAUGUCAGGUAUUUUGCCUGCGUCGGUGCAGGCCUGCGGCCUGGCACAGCUGCGAGGCACGGUCGGAUCCCACACUCGCUGGCGGAUCGCCAGAUUCUGCGGUGGCUGCGUCGCCGGGGCCCACAGGUGAGCACGAGGCCGCCACCAGUGAUGUCGGGACAGGCGGCAAGCGCAGAGCACAGCAGUGGGUUGUGAGCGCUUAGCUGGGAGAAGCUCCUUUCGGACCUCUCCGAGGGCGGCAGCGCUCGCCUUUCCGGGGCCGCUCCACCGCGCGCCGGCACGAGGUGAGGCAUCACGCGGUGGCGUGCGGUGCGGGCAGACGUCUGCCGCCCGCACGAGGCUAUCGCUCGAGCUUACCGCGCGCAUGACGGGCGCAUACCCACGUUGCGCGCGCGACACACAAAGUGUCCAGAAGUAAACCAGAGGUACGCGGUGGAGGAGGACCCGGAGAAUAAUCCACGCGACAACGGGAAGAACAUGCAAACUCCAAAUAUACAGGUGUCAGGGUUGGGAUGGAACCCACGGCCUGUAUACCAGGCAAGGUAGUUAACAUCUCGCCACAGCAGCUGUACCGCCAGGAGCGCUCCCACCACUGUCAACUGGAGUCAUUCAUUUUGCGUCGUGUCGUUUAAUAAAUUUGAGUUAACAAUGAUAAGGCGUAAGAUUUGGGCAUUAAGAACCAUUCCCUUGUGUCACUGAUGGCAUGUAGCAAGGAUGAGCAUGCACAAUUUUCUGCCUGGAGUCCAUUUCCCAAUUCACAUACUCUCUCAAGUAUGAUAAGAGGUUUCCUAAAUUUUGCACCAUAAAACAAUGUAACUCCCUCACGAAAUUCCUUUAAAUAAAUUUGGAAGCAGUUGAGCACAUCCAUAAAUGUGGCCCUACACUGCAAUCCCAGCCUUCUGCGCGAGAGUAGAUCAACACCGUCAUCUCCCCUCCCAUGACUCCACUCCCAAGCUCUCCGUGCAUUACAUUCUGGUGUGGAUGAUUUCUGUUUGUUGUGUACAGUGGGUGGCCAGCACCACACCCGACUGCCUUUGUCUCGCGAUUUCUCGACACACCACGCCUCCGAUUAGCACGGUUGGCUACGUACGGUGCGAAAGAAUUGCAACAUCCAUACCUAUACUCUAGGCCUUGUCCUCUGUUAAACAGUGAGUGAGGAGUUCUGGGUAGAGGGUGCGUGCAGUCAGGUGACAGGGGGCGGCCUUGUCUGCACACAUUCUGUGGCCCUGCGGGACUUGCCAAUAUGCAUAUAAUACCGCUGGGUAGCGGCAUUGACUGGAAAAAUAUGUUUUUACCAAGGUACAAAACCAGAUUUUACUGGUUUGUUAUGAUACUGUUUUUGUGUAUAGACUGUAUUAUCUCAGUGUCUCAAAUGUAGCAGCAGGGAUCUCCAACCCCCCACGCACAGGCGUCUCUGCACUCGUGCUCAUAUCGUCCAGUGAGGCGUGGGCCUGUGCAAAAAAAAACAUUGCUUGUUUUACUGCCGUGGAUUUGAAGGCGCCCUUCUCUCGUGUUGAAAACAAAUCUCGCUCUCAGGCACGUAUGCUCUUUGUCAGGGCCCGCAGGUCAUUCUAAGGCAGCUCGGAUGCACCCAUAAUGUAAGCCACAUUAACUUUUCAUUCCCUCGCAGUUUUUGAGAGACAGAGAAAGGAAUGCAAUGUGGGCCAUUUCCUAACCAUGAGUUUUUACCUUUUCCACUGUACACUAAACCAGGAUAGAUCGGUCAGCACUUCGGUCAGUUGAGGUGGUACGGACACCUGGUAAGGAUGUUCCCCGAGAGAUUCCCCCUAGGAACUCUACCGGGCACAUCCCACUGGGUGAAGACCCUGGGCCGGCCCAGGACACGCUGGCGGGACUAUGUCGCUCGGCUCGCCUGGGAAUUCCCCAGGAGCUAGGGUCUGUCGCCAGGGAAAGGGAGGUCUGGACCGCCCUACUCGACAUGCUGCCGUCGCGACCCUCACUAGGACAAGCAGAUUGAGAAACGAAUGAACGAACACUUCCGCCUAUUAUCAAAACUGUGCAGUUUAUUGCAAUAAAGGUCAGCACAAUACCAUUACCAUAUCUCGGUUCCAAAUCAAUUCCUGCCUCCCGAACACAGGUUCAGAUUCCCGUAUUCUGUGGGUUAAACCCGGGCAGAUGGCGGAGCCUAUCCACAAUGCGAGCAGAUUUGGGCGUUGAUAAGUAGCUGAAGAGCGUACGCUUGCGUGUCUUUGUGCCGCGUCGCUGGUAAUGGAGACACUAAGCACAAGUCGCCAAACCCAAUGGAAAUUGACAGUCGCCAGCAUGAGAAGCGGCUCAUAGCCACGUCAGAGGUAUCGAUCGAUCUACGAACAUUUGGCUCUUUCGAAAUUUCGCGUGAACGCAAUUGACAAAUCAUGGACACUUUCGAUUCACUCAAGCGGAUGUUUCUGCUUUAACGAAAUUUCACUAUGGCCACGUGCCGUGAGGUCAUCAAACGAGAAGUCACCCAGGGAGUCUGCGUCAUCAUGACGGCGCAACCGUAACCCCUCCACAUCGCCUCGCCAGUCAUUCCAAUUUUGAGCAGUUCCUUUGGUGAGUUCCCUGAAAAAGGUGAAUUAUUUUUGUUUUCAAUUAAUCAUUCAAUCGUUUUAAUAUUUAUGUUCUUUAUUAUUCAUAAUGAAGGUUUUUUUAUUGGGUUAGAUUACGUAAAUAUAAAUGUGUCAUUAAACCCGCCACCACCCAACACAGCGAAUUAGUUAUAUUUGUCAUUUAAACAAAAUGUAAAGCCACAACAUUUACGGCAGUUAUAAAUGUUGUACUGGGUUUACUCUCCAACACACCGGUUAGUGCUGAACAAGUAACUAAUCGGCACUAAUUGGCUGUGUCGUGUGGUGGCGGGUUUUAACGAAAUUUAUAUUUACGCGAUCUAACCCAAAAUAAAACCCCUCUAUUGUAGAUAAUAUUGGUCGCGAAAGCCUUCCACGUGUUAAACUUCCUCUUUAUUAUUAUUUGUAUUGUGAAAUGAUAUAGAUGUGUAUUGUUUAAGGCUAGGAGUAGAGUCGUCCAAAACACAUCGCUAAUUAUUAGGAUUAAUUAAUGGGAAUUGCCAUUCAGAUUUAGGAAAUCUUGCUUUUUACGUGCGUUUUUUGAAUAACGCAUACUUUCCGUAAAUCGAGGGAUACCUCAACCGCAACGUGAGGCUGGCGCAUGCGGCUGAGACGUUGCUUCCACCAUUGUCAUUUGUUGAUUCGGUGUUCUGUCCGUGGAAGAAUCUGAGUCAAAAUUCUCUCCUCCAUGUUUGGUAUGCUGCUGCUACUUUCUUCAUCUUGUUGGCAUCGCUCUGUCCUACCUCUCCGUAUUUUAUCAAACAAUUUUCCCUUCAUUACCUCAGCUCAUUCCCUCUCGCUACCACCUGCCCCAUCAACUUUUUUAGGUCAUUUCCUGUCAUUGCCACCUGCCCAAUCACCUCCUUCAGGUCAUUCUUUCUGACCACCACCACCUGCCCAACCAUCUCCUUCGGCUCAUUCCCUCUCACCACCUGCCCAAUCCAGAUUGUAUUCCUCCUCCUGGUUCAAUGAUUCACAUUCUUCUCUUACCUCUGUGUGUGUGUGUUUUUUUCUCUGUCCCCCAGUAUCUUUAUAACUCCUUCACCAACACAGGCGGCAAAUCAACUUGCGUCAAUCGGAAAUGCACCGUUAUGCUGCCGUGGACUUUUUUUUGAUAGAGAGUAGGAGAACUCCAAUAUAAUUGUAACUAUAGGAUGCAUUAAUUCUAGAUUUGAAGCUUUCGUGACUGCAAGGAUUCAUAUUCUUAGAUUUUUUCAGUAAAGUCACGUAGGUAAAAAAUAAAAAUUAAUAAAAGUAAAAUAAAAUAAAAAUCACGACGUUUCGGAGGCAACACAAGCUUCCGUCUUCAGGUGGAACCGUCACAGCCCGACAGCUGUAUCAAAUAAAUGAGAGAUUACAGGAGAUACCACUCCGUAUAUAUAAUGGUUGAGGGGGGGGGCAGGAAUGGCCCACUUUUUAUUAUUAUGGUAAGGUGCGGUUUGAGACUAUGAAUAGACUGCAUAACAAAAACUGAGCCUUUAUUAUGGAGAGGUUCGGUUUGUGACUACGCCUAGCCUACAUAACAAAAGUGUGAAAAAAGAAAGCUAAACCUGGUAGAAAGCUAUACCUGGUAAAACAAAACUGGCUGUCCAUCAGUAACCUGCAAUAGUUUUCUGUCAAAUAAGAUGGUCCAAAUAAGUGUAGUUAAAUCUUUUUUUGCAUGGUUAAUCACAUCUUUCCAAUGAUUAAAGGUGCGGCUUGAGACUAUGAAUAGACUGCAUAACAAAAGACUGAGCCUUUAUUAUGGAGAGGUUCGGUUUGUGACUACGCCUGGCCUACAUAACAAAAAUGUGAAAAAAGCAAGCUUAACCUGGUAGAAAGCUAAACAUGGUUAAACAAAACUGGCUGUCUAUGAGUAACCUGUAAUAGUUUUCUGUCAAAUAAGAUGGUCCAAAUAAGUGUAGUUAAAUCUUUUUUGCAUGGUUAAUCACAUCUUUCCAAUGAUUACUCAGUUUGUAACCAUUAUCACGGUUGAAAUUAUGUCUGUGUUUGUAUAUUUGUAUGGCUUCGUGUACAAACCUUGAUGGUAGCCAGGAGGUUUGCAGAGCACCUUGGUCUCGGAAAAGACAAUUUCAUGAGAGCCCACAGAGUUGUAGCAAUGAUCGGCAAUGGCCGAAGAAUCAGUUCUGCCGUGUUUCAGAUCUGACUUGUGCUCGCGGACACGAUCAGAAACAUGACGUUUCGUUUCUCCAAUUUAUUUAUUUUAUUUUACGCUUAUUAAUUUUAAUUUUUACCUACGUGACUUAACCGAAAAAACCUAAGAAUAUAGGAUGCAUUGCUAUAAAUUUGGGCUGUACAUCAUUCAGUGCCACAGUGUCCCAUGUACAGCGCGACAUGGUCCAUUAUCUUCAAGUGAAAUUGGGGAGCCAGUGAGGUGAAAUGUUCCCGGUGCGGAUGUACGCCGGGCCCACCCGCGCCGUCGCAUCCGCUCAGGGUAAAACGGCGUCCGCUCCAAGCAGUAUUUGCGGCGACUUGCACUCUUACAGUUGGUGUAUGGGAGAGUGGGCGACUUAUCAGGAAUAUCACGAAGCGUGGACAUUGCCGUUCUCCCAAUUAUGUAAUGAUAGGCGUUCGUGCAGUUGUUUUCUGUGCGAUGGUGAAAGUUUUGACGUGGUGGAGCUGUGUUUAGUUUUUUUAGCCCGUCAGAUGCCAGUCAACGAGAGAGGUGCGAAAAGGCGACGGAUUUAUGCCUGUUGCUGUUGUUGUGUUGGGAGACCUCGUUUAAGCCCGGUGAUUACCGGUGUUUCCUCGCGUUGCUCACAGGGAAAAAAAGUAGCAGGCGUAGGAGGUGCAGCACGUAGCGUGACACUUCAUUGAAUAAAGGAGCAGUGCUGCGAGGGAAAUGUAUGACCUCGCUGGGAGCGCUCCCCAGCGCGGUUGUCCAGGCGGAACGCUCCGCAGGGUUACCCUCAACUCUGCCUAGACUGAGAGCGAUGUCCCGCCAGGCCAGACCUCCGCCAGAUGUCUGCUGCGUUGAGUCAUCAUCGGCAAGCGUCGCAAACCAGAGCGCCGCCCGUCGCAGCACGCCGUGGGGGACAAAAUCUAAUCCCCGACUCACCCUCGAACUCCAUUGAAACACGAGGAAAUUGCCCAUUUCUCUCGAGUUUGAGGCCCUUAGCAAUAACUGCAAGAAUUAAUUUUGUGCGUUACAAUAACCGCGCGCGUACAAUGACAACAAAUGCAUUAACUCCAGUUAAUUUUUUAUAUAUAUAAAGCGGCCAAAGUCAAUGGUAUCGAUAUGCCGUAGAUGUGCGACGUGGUUAAACGUGGGAACAUGGUGCGCGAGGAUUCGUGCGGUAUAUAUGUGACAGGAAUAAGCAGCCAGGGGGGGGGAGAAGGUUUCUCGAAAUAUGUGUUUUAUUAUGUGCAGAGUGAAGGGAACAAUCUGUGGAAGUGGGGAUUUCAGGUUGAGAAAGCCGAACGGUUAUCAUAAUCAGCAGCAGCAAUGGAGAGUGAAGGAGGUUGUGAAAAACAGGAAUUAUUUUGUAUUCUCAAGUGGGAUCUGGAGAACAAAUUGAGGGCAUGAGGCCACAGGGGCCACUCACAGAUGCAGGUGAAUGAGCACGCAGUGACGAGCACUGUGGUGAGCAGGUGUCGAGCGAAGACCCAUUUGUGCGUUGCAGCAACAGCAGCGGCCCUUACCGUGCGACAUUUGAUUUGGAGUCUGCGAACGCGAGGGUUUGAAUAGUUGAACGUGGAAGUUAUUGCGGCGCAUGAAUACGUUUCUGGCCAUGGAUUUGCCGAGGUUUUUUUGUCGGGAAAUCCAGAGGCGUUGCCAAAGGGGCGAUCGGUUUGAACUGAGCCUUGGGGUAGAAUGACGAGAGCUCAGGGUUACGAACGGCGUGAAUAUUUCAUAACUCUUGCCACUUUUGCAUUAAAGAAUUUGACACUCGCGUGCAGGAGGUCACCCUUGUAGAAGAGGCAAUGGUGUUUCACGAGUCUCAAUAUGUUUUGAUAUCCUGGUUAACUCAAGGACACUGAGGUGUAUAGAUGAGUUGACAUGAGGAUAACAAUUUAGAUUUUUUUUUCCCCCUCAUUAAGUAGGCAAGCCGUGGUUUUUGGCUUUUGAGAGUUUGGGAUAUUCCUGGAAACGGCGUCGUGAUGAGAACACGGUCGAUGGAGGAGUGUGAACAACGUGUCGUGAGGUGAGCGUCACUAGUGGGGAUGUGGUUGGGUUGUUGGUGGUGAUCAUGAGCUGGAGGCUGCCCUGAUGACACUGGCCGAAAGGCCACGUCUUGGCCUCCCGAAGAGACACCAAGCCUGCAAUCAAGCAAACGAAAAAGUUAGAUGUUAAAACCAAUGAAACUAGGCACGCUGUGAUAUGGUGUUCAAGACAGCCAUUAAGUGUUACGCAUUGCGUUGUUAUUUUUUAUGUUCACUGCUGAUAGACGUGGAUUAUGCAGAGUUUUUUAAGGGCUGUCUGUCCAUUCGGCUGCCAACUGCUCAAAAGUCAAGUUUGUUAUGUGCAAGGUUCAUUUAUUUGCCGUUAAACCGAAGCACUGCGGGUUGAGAGGCAAUCCCUCGAUUUUUACCGGUGGUUGCAAAGUGCAGUUGUGUUUUUUAUAUUGCGGUCGACACGUUGAGUCACCGUAGAGAAGCUUAGAAGUGGAGCGACCUAUACAUAUGAGCAGAUUGGAAUGAGAGUCUUGGCCAUUGACUUUUACACCCCGAAAGUGACAGAUUGAGAGGAGGGUUGGGGUCCCAGCAAACUCGACACUUGCGUAUGGAGUGGUAGCCGAGUGUACAUUGUACGUUUUUACAAUCUGCGCUUGACUGCAUUGAGGUUGUAGCUUCGAGCUCGGCAUCCCAGUGUUUGUCUUAUCAAAUGUAGUGUUAUUUUCUCAAUAAACUUUUUA